Molecule: messenger RNA, 5142 nt
Organism: Chara braunii
Lineage: Eukaryota; Viridiplantae; Streptophyta; Charophyceae; Charales; Characeae
Source: the annotation of a GenBank genome assembly
UCGUGAAGGAUUGAGUCGUUGAGUGGGGUCUUUCGUCCUAUUGUUUCUUACAACAGGAAGUUUGAAGUCGGAGGCGGUUGACCAACGUGCCAGAGAAAAUGGCGGACGGUGGGAAGAGGCUUGUGACUCUCAAUGACCUCAUCGAUGCCCUGGACAAGCACGAGAGGGCGCCGAGCAAUGUCCCAAAGGUCGAGACAUUCCAUUUCAAGGGGGAUCGGGUAUCUGACUGGUUGGAUCUGACAGAGCAGGCGUUGGUAGGGCUGUCAGAUGAGGUCAAGCUCCAGCGGGUUCUAAGGUACGUCCUGCAUAGUCACCAUCGGGAAGUAAGUAAGGUCAUGGAUGCCGUCGGUGGCAGUUGGACAAAGUUUGGGGACCUGAUGCGAAGGAAGUACAGGCUGGGGGAUGGCCUGUUGACCAUGACCGACUUGGAGGCCAUGAAUAAGGAAGACUUCUCUACCAUUGGGGCGUUCGUGCACGAGUUUAAGAAAAAGGCGAGGAAGGUGCACGGGAUUUCUGAGGAGGCGCAGUGCGCCACAUUUUUGGGGCUGCUUACGGGCUCGGAGGCCAUAGAGCUGACAAAGUAUGGGGAAGGGAGUGAGAGGCUCACCUGGGCAACCAUUGACAAGGGAGUGGAAGAAGGGAGCUUGGACCAGGUGGAGCAGCACCAAAUGAGGCUGCAAAGGCGCAAGAGGAAGGAGAGGGAUGCUACCACAUCCGGGACCCCAGGGGUGAAGAGAAUCGUCACGGACGUGUUGGCGGCGCUGGGGUAUGACAACGAAGCGGAAAUACAGAAAAGAGAGGUGCUAGUGGCCCAAGGUCGGGCGUCAGGGGAUUUGCAACGGUUGAAUGCGGUGACGGUGCGGGACGCGGGAGGACUGCCGAACACGGACGCCCUGUCAGAGUCAUGCGCAGGAAGGCCUAUAAUCUCACUUAUAGACCUUUAUUCUGCGUAUGACCAGUUUCCUGUAUACCCGCCGGAUAGGCCGGUAACGGCGAUGCAUACGCCAAGGGGGCUGAUCCAUAUGAAUGUGGCCCCUCAGGGGUGGACUAAUGCAGUAGCGAUGGUGCAAAGGCACAUGAUUAGGGCUAUGCAAACAGUUAGCCCACAUAUCACCCAACCCUACAUUGACGAUUUGGCGGUCAAGGGUCCAAAGGAAAAAGAGGAAGACGAAGUGAUGCCAGGAGUGAGGCGGUUCGUUUGGAAGCACAUCCAGGAUAUCGAUCAGGUUCUGGGUCUGCUGGAAGAACAUAGCCUGACGGCUAGCGGGCCCAAGUCGAAGCACUGUAUGAGGGGGGCCACGAUUCUGGGCUUUGUCUGCAACGAGAAGGGGCGGAGGCCAGAUGUGAAGAAAACGGACAAGAUCCUAGAGUGGUCAGUUCCCUUUCAGUCGAUAACGGACGUGAGAAGCUUCCUUGGGAUCUGUGGGUUCUGGAGGAGUUUUGUGAAGGACUUCGCCACCAAAACGGAGCAUUUGAGGAAGCUGGUGCGGGACAAGAACAGGGCGGAUGGGCUGAGCCGUAUCAACUGGGAUGGGGCGAGUCAGGAGUCAAUUGAGGAUACCCAACCAGUCGACGGGUUCUUGGAUCAGGAAGAGGAUGUCCGCCUCCACAUAAAUGAAUGGUCGUUGAAGGUGCCUAGCUGCGUCACGCAUCCUAUAUGGCUAGCGCCAAGGGGGUACAAGCAAAAGGAGAAGUUGGUCCUCAAACCCUUCCAAGAAGAAGAUCCGUGGGGGAGUAGGGAUAUUGGCUGGAUGAUGAAGUUAGCACCAGCAGGUACGCAUAGUUUGGCGGAGGAGGUAAGGACAAUAGAGGAAGGGCCAACCCAGGUAGAGGAGCAUGAGCAAUUAAAGGGAGGGAUGUACUUGCUCACUAAUACGCUCCUGCAGGGGAACUUUGACCAAAGGAGCUCAUCCGGUUCUGAGGAGGGCGAACUCCUUAUUUCUGAAAGCCAGGACGACGAGUUCGAAGAGGGAGAGAUCAGGGAGGCCUUCUGCGCAGAAGAGUAUGACGGGAUCUAUCGGGAAUUGGGGUUACUCCUGUCAAGCGAGAUAAGGGAUAGAGACGCAAGUGCUAAAGCCCAGAAGAUGAGGCAUCUCUACGUGGUAAGAGAUAGCCAUCUAUUUAUAAAGCGACAGGUCGAAAACCCCAAGAGGAUCGUAUGUGGGAGGAACCGGCAGAUCGAUGUCAUAGCAACCCUACACGAUGGUAUAGCAGGGGGGCACAGAGGGGUUAGUGCCACGUGUGCAAAAAUAAGCGAGUUAUACCGUUGGGAUGGAAUGCUAACUAUGGUCAUCAAGUACUGGCAGUCCUGUAUACCUUGCCAGCAGAGGUCAACGCAAAGGCCUGGGGAGCCUCUGCACCCCACGUUGGAAAGGGAAGUGGGUGCGGUCGUACACCUGGACCUGUUCUUUAUGCCACUCAGGGAGGAUGGAAGCAACUAUAUCUUCGACGCACGGGACAACCUUACUGGGUUCGUGGACGGUCGGGCUAUUCAUACGAAAACUGGCCCAGUUUUAACAAGGUGCAUCGAGGAGUACUACCUGCGCUAUUCGUUUGUCAGGGAGUUUGUGAUGGACCGGGGGUCGGAGUUCACAUGUAACGAGGUGCGGACCUUACUUGCGGGGUAUGGCGUGGUAGCGAACUAUACUACUGCCGCGCACCCCCAGGCAAAUGCACCUGUGGAGAGAGGGCGUAGUACCAUCACAAAUCUUCUGGCCAAAUGGACGGAAGGGAGGCCUAACCAGUGGCCGAAGUUUCUGAGAGCAGCUUUCUUCGUGGAAAACGUUACAGUGAAAAGGACUACCAAGUCUGACUUUUCGAAGGCAGUCAUGCAGAGGGGUAGGAGGGACGCACGGCCACGGCAGGGGCCCCAGGGAGCAGCGGGGAGAGGCAAGAGGCACGAGCCGCCUAGGAGGGAGCCUACGCCCGAGUUCGAUGACGAUAACAUACAGUUUUUCCUGGACGUAUAUCGGGAUCAUGCGGCACAGAGAGGGUGGUCAGUGGUGGAGAGGAUUCACCACUUGAGGGGUAUAGGGCGGUUUGAGGAGCCUGUUGCUCAGAUAUGCGAGGAGGCCCUGACUUGGCCAGAUGUGGAGGCCGGGAUGCAGAGACUGAGGGUUUCGCCCAGGGGACGUGACGGCAUGCCCAUUCGGUUAGAGGAAGGGAACGCAGAGGAGUUUAUUCCCGCAUAUGAGCACUACAUGUUGAGUCAGGGGAUUGCACGGGAGGAGUGGGUACAGACCCUACUUAUCUGGACUAGGGGGGCAGAGAGGCCGGUGGCCAGACAGAUUCGGGAAAGGGCUCGAGAUUGGGAGGACUGUCAGGCCCAACUCAGGAGGGCGUUCGGACAACCAGAGCGCGAGAGGCCCGAGCCCAGGGUCGAGAAGCGGAGGCGGAGCAGGAGGCCGAGGGAACCAGCGCCGAGAGAAGUGGGGCUGACCGGAGAGAGGAGUAGGGCCCCAGCACAUCAAGGGGAUGAGCCUGCAGGGCCCGCACUGGAAGAGGAAUCGUUCCCUGCUUGUGACCUCCGGGCAGUUGAGUUUCGGCGGAUUACGAGCGAGGAGUUGAGACCGCCCUCACCAUUGUCAUCAGGGCAGGAGCUGGACAUACCAGGAGAGACGCCAUUCCGGAACUUAGCGACUCACCUUGAUGUAUCGCGAUGGGAGGCCUCACAGUUGGGGGAGGGCUCAAUUGAGCCGACGCGCUAUGUGCCGUUGGAGGAGCCUUUGGACCCCGAGAAGGAGACUGGCGUGCCAGACCGAGAGGAGCCCCAGGAUCCUGAGAUGGCAGCCGAGCAGCCGGAUCCGGUACGGCCUCAGGAUGGGGAGGUGAUCAUGGUCGGAGACGAUACCCCUCCUUACUCCCCAGUUCCAGAGCCAGCACAGCAUUCAUGGCCAGAGGGGAUUCGUGAGCCAGGCAGCGAGGAGAUUCCGGAACAGGCUGAGAUGGAGGCGGCGGGGAUAGAGCUAACACCGCCGGUCGAGCCCAAGACGAGCGAGCAGAGGAUUGACGAGUUGUGGGCCGGAUACGAGAGCCAGAGGGAUGUGGCUCGCCAGAGGUCACGAGAGAGGGGGCAGGCGGACGAGGAGGCGGGUGAGCUGAGGGAGAUGGGGGACUUGGGGUUCUCCGCGACUAGAAAGGCGAUUGAGCAUGUGGAUAGGAGGAUAUGCGAGACGGCGGUUACAUCCUUCCAGUGGUAUAAUCUACUCAGCAAUGAGCUCAGGGUUAGAGAGUUGGAGGUGGAGCACCUGACUACUCAGCUUGCCGAGGAGCCAGGUCAAAGAGGCUACGCCCCAGAGCUGGGAGAAUUGAGGACGGAGUUGGGCUCUUGGGCCACUGGGACGGACUCAGGAGGACCUGACUCAGGGCGGCAGCAGCGACAGGAGGUCAUGAGUGAGCCAGCCGCCGUGGCGGGCUCUCAGCCGUCAGGAUCAUGGGAGGAUGAGGUGGUGGUGGUGACAGAGAAGCCUCAUGAGGAGGGACCCCGAGAGUUGGACACGCCAGAGUGCGGGCCAGCGAGCAUAGCCGUACGAGAGGGUGAGGGUGCUGAGGCUAUGGAGCCCGGACCUCAGGGUCAUAUGGGAUUGCCCUCGUGUCAUGAGGUGACCACUGAGACCAUGGGGACGCCUUCGACACCAAGUUCCCGGGGGAGAAAGAAGAAGACUGCCAAGUGGCACGAUACUUUCUGCUUUUGGUGCAAGAAGGAGGGGCGUAGAGCCGUGGACUGCCCAGAGCUCCUCGAGGAUAAGGCUGAGGGACGGGUUGCAGAGGUUGACGGCAAGUUUUAUGACAGACAGGGCAGGGUAGUGGAGCGAGCUCCAGAUGGGGGCAGGGCCCAGUUAUUCAGGCAGAACCAGGAGGAAUUGUGUGAGUAGGGGCUGGUCUCUCUAUGUGUUAGUAGGGCCAGAAUAUUCGACAUGCAGAAGGUGGGUUGGAGGUGUAUAUAUGCUUAAUUGGUUGAGGAGCCCUAGAUGUGUGCGUGUUUUAGAGGUGGUAGGAUGAGUCCCUGCCUGCUUAUACAUACAUAAUUGAUAGUGUUUUCCUUGAGCUUUUCUUUCAUGGGCUACAGCCUAGGACAUGAGGGUCGGUCGUAGGACACAUGAGACUAUUCAGUGGAUUUUUUAUUUCGCGGUGCAGAAACUA